AUGUGUCGGACAAGAGCUGACAGUGUCACUGUUAACAUUGAUAAUAUGCUUAAGAACUUGUCUUCUACACCUUCAAAGCCCUCAAUGUUUAGAGUCGGUGACCAUUUACGCAGCAUAAAUCCAGAGGCUUAUGAUCCACAAAUAAUAGCCAUUGGCCCAUUUCACCGCAGUAAGCCUAACUUGCAGAACAUGGAGCAACACAAAGUCAGGUAUCUAAAGCUGUUUCUUGAAAGAAGAGAAGGGUCAAGUGUACAAAGAUAUGUUAACACAAUAAGAGAGUUAAAAGACACAGCGCGGAAAUGUUAUGCUGAAGACAUCCAACUUGAUGAAGAUGAGUUCAUGGAAAUGUUGAUUCUUGAUGGUUGUUUUAUCAUCGAAUUUCUCUAUAUGUUUCAACACAGAGAACAUAGGGAAGUGGAUGACCCCAUUUUCCAGUAUGGACAUAUACAAAGUCAUUUGUUCCACGAUCUAAUGGUAUUUGAGAAUCAGAUUCCAUUUUUCAUCAUUGAUAGUUUGAUCAAGAUCAAUAAUGGAUACGACAUCAAUUCUCUAAUAUGGCCUUUACUGCAAAAUGGCAUUUUCCCAGUGCAAGCUCCUCCUGAAGGUCCCAUUAAUGGUCACCAUCUUCUUGGUAUUGUACAUGGCAUCCAGUGUUCUUCCUUUGCAAUGAUAUUAUCUCAGAUGGGUUCUAGAAAUCCAGAUCAAAUGGUAAAUAUAAAUUCAGCUUUAGAGCUCAAAGAGGCAGGGAUUUCGUUCAAAAAGUCUGAAGGUAAUAGUUUUUUUGGUAUUGAAUUCAAAAAUAAAGCAAUGAUCAUUCCAGAAUGGGAAAUUUCUGAUUCAACGGAAUCAUUGUUCCGAAAUCUGAUUGCAUAUGAGUACUAUCUCACAGGCAUUACCAUUCCUCAAAAAUAUGUGACAGACUAUGUAUUCUUCAUGCAUUGUCUUGUCCAUUCUCCUGAAGAUGCAAAAUUGUUGCGCCGAAAUGGAAUCAUUAGCAACUUUUUGGGAAGCGAUGAAAUGGUUUAUAAUUUAAUCAACCAGCUAGGCAAGAAUAGCAUAAUUUCUGAAGAGUUUUCGUAUUUUAAAAUUUUCAACCGUGUGAACGAACAUUGUCGUCACAGAAGGAAUAGAUGGAUGGGAAUAUUAAGGCGAAAAUAUUUCAACAGUCCAUGGGCACUCAUUUCAGUCUUUGCUGCCACUGCCUUGCUUAUUCUCGCCAUCAUACAGGCUACGUUUGCUAUUCUCUCAUAUCGUCAUGAUCUCAAGAAUGGGAAUUGA
Fraxinus pennsylvanica is the source of this 1278-nucleotide messenger RNA. The record is from the annotation of a GenBank genome assembly. NCBI's taxonomy places the organism in Eukaryota, Viridiplantae, Streptophyta, Magnoliopsida, Lamiales, Oleaceae.